This is a messenger RNA of Chironomus riparius, 1130 nucleotides long. The record is from the annotation of a GenBank genome assembly. Lineage: Eukaryota; Metazoa; Arthropoda; Insecta; Diptera; Chironomidae.
CUCAACAUCACACAUUUUUUUUGUACAAUCAAAAAGGGAAUAAAUCUCAUUCAUUAUUCUCGUACUUGUUUGGCUAGUUUUGCAUAUUCCGUAAAGACAAAUCAUCCUUGUUUUAAGUAAUUAAUUUAUUAAGUUUUCUAAAUAUGGCAUCAUGGAGAUACUACUCGUAUUCUGGAAAUUACAAAGAAAAAACUGCUGAUGUUACAACAGGCAAACAACUUCAGCGAAUAAUCCAUUAUUCAGUAACACCGUGUCGUCCAUUACAAUCAUGCAUACGUCGUAAUGAUCCGAACAUACUAUAUGAUGUUGAUUGCGAUGAAGUUUAUCCAAGGGUUUACAUCGGUGAUGCAGCUGCUGCUAGGAAUAAGCAAUAUCUUCGUAUGAUGGGAAUUACACAUGUUCUCAAUACCGCAGAAGGUUCUCGUUUUGGACAAGUUGAUACAGGUCAUAGUUAUUAUAGAGAUAUGAGCAACUUGAGAUACAUGGGCUUUCCUUUAACUGAUCAACCUUCAACAGAUAUUUCAAGAUACUUUUAUAUUGCAUCAAAAUUCAUUGAGAAUGCUCUUAAUAGCGGUGGAAAAGUUCUCGUCCACUGUAUGGUUGGAAUGUCAAGAUCUGCCACAUGUACGUUAGCAUAUCUUAUGAUUUCACGAAAGAUGUCUGCAGCUGAAGCAAUAAGAACUGUUCGAAUGCACAGGGAUAUUCAUCCAAAUGAAGGAUUCUUACAGCAACUCGCAGAUCUUGAUAAUGAACUAAAACGUGAUCGUUCAUACUAUUGAUUUGCUAAUUCAAAAGACGAACAUCUCAUCUUUAUCACUUCUGCAUUAUCUUACGUAAUAUAAAUGCCAUUAUAUACAAAUCACGUGCAUUAAAUACAAUAUACUUUAGUAACACAAUUAAUUCUUCCAUGAGAGACCAUUGACAGAUAUAAAUCAUGAAAUAACAAAUAAUUCUGUUACAGAUAUAUGAAUUAUUUAUUUAUUUAUUUACCGCUACCUUAAAUUUAAUCACAUUAACAUAUUAACUUCCACGCGAAAGAAUGGAAGCAAUCGUGACUCCUUUCAAUAAUUAUCCUAUUAAAUUUGUUGAUUUUAAUUUGUUUUAGUUUUAAACUUAAUUUUUGUUGAUAU